UUUUUUUUUUUUUUUUUUUUUUUUUUUUUUUUUCCAGUUUUCCUCGCCUAACAUCUGAAAUAAACACACGCAGUUCACACACCACUUUCUCUCUCUAUCUAUACACACACUUCCUUUCUCGCGUUCUCUUUCUCUCUGCGCCUUUGUAUGUACUUGUGCAUACACGUGCAGCUCUGCUCGCUGAAGGUGUGAAGUUUUGACGAGUUGGACGGCGGAGUUUUGGGUUGUUGACGGUUUCUGCUCCGGAGAUUUUAGGGUGUUCGGGGCCUAGGGUUAUGAAGGAGAGGGUGGCCGUUCGAUUAGGGUUGAGUUGAGGGGAAUCAACGGUGAGGAUUUCGUCUCCGGAUGGAGGGAGGUAGCGUCUCUACACUUACUUCUUCUGGGAUACACAGAUGGACUAUAAUGACAAUGACUAUGAAGGCCAGAAUCUUCACUUAGCUGGUGAAGAGAGCUCUAAAAUUUCUGUUUUGAGACCCUUUGCUCUACCCAAGUUUGAUUUUGAUGACAGUCUCCACGGGCAUUUGAGAUUUGACAGUUUAGUUGAAAACGAAGUUUUUCUUGGUAUUCCAAGUCAGGAAGACAACCAUUGGAUUGAAGAUUUCUCUCGGGGAGGUAAUGGAAUAGAGUUCAGCUCCAGUGCAGCAGAAUCUUGUGCUUUGCGGAGACAUAUCAAUGUCUGGUCUGAGGCAACAUCAUCUGAAUCUGUUGAAAUGUUAUUGAAGGCAGUUGGACAGGAAGAAAUGGUCCCUGGUGAAAAGAUGAUUGAGGAAUCAGAUCCAGGUGAGACAAGACUAAUAGAGAAUAAUUCGAGGGAUGCUCAUAAAGUUGAUGAUGUUGACGAUGGGAUUCCUUCAUUACCCCCAGCUGAAGUUGUUGGAUUUUCUUCUAGUUCAAAUCAAUCAUCAGGAGUUGAAAUCAAUCACACUGAAUGUACUUUACAGGUUCAGGAGACAAAACUUUCCUCUUAUGCAGUAGGUAUUGAUAACAAAGAUAGUAGUUUAAUUGUGGCCAUGGGAAACUCGAGCAUUGGAGUGCAGAGGGAUGACAAUAAGCAAGGGGAAACUUGUGUUUUGGUGGAUGAGUCUCUGUCCCAUCAAAUGCAAGAAGACCUACCAAUUCAUGGAAAAGAGAUUGACAAUACUAAGAGCUCUUCUAAGAAUUUUGAUGUUAAUGCUAGGGAGUCAGUUGACCAGGACAAAACUAGCAGUGCCAAAUUUAGUUCAAGUUGUACAGUGAAAAGUACUUACAGUCCUGUUGAGGAGCAGGACAAAGGAUGUAAUGAAACUCAUGCAAAAUUGAGUGGGAUUUCUCUUGAAAUCAAUGAUAUCGAUAAGCCUCGUUCUCAUGAAACUACUUCAAGUAUGCAGUCCCAGAAACACGAGCAUGGAGUUGAUACUAGCAUUGCUACUAUGGUGGAAGUAUCUAAUGUGCAUUCGGUAGAAGAGUCGGUAUCCAAAGAUGAUGGGUGUAAUAAGGUUGCAUUUGUUGUUGAACCUGCAGCAAGUCAACAUAGUGCUGUCUCAGGCCCAGAGAUUAAGCAGCUGUCUGAAAGUGAUGUCAUGUUACAUGAGAGGUCUUCUAUUGUGCAUCAGGAAGAAGGUAUUGAGGUGCUUGGUAUAGGAGGCAAUGAUGCUGUCACCCCUGCAUUCAAUGGCAGUAAUGAAAUGAAGCAGGGUACUGCUAUCCAAUCACCAGAAAGCCACAAAACUCUUGUUGGAAAGGAAGAUGUAUCUGCUGAAAGUAAGAGUUCUCCUGAGGCUCCAUGUGCUACAUCUGGGUCCACUGUGUUACAUGAGGUACUAGGCAAUCCUUCUGAGAAGGACAAGGACCAUAAAACUGAUGACGCAGCAGGCGAUUCUGGUCUAUCAAUAGGUUCUAUAGUUUCUAGAGAAUGUUCUGAGAAAUCAGUCGCUGAUGGUAUGGAAGAUUCUCGAAACAUUCCUGAACCACAGAAAGAGAAAAUAGAUGAUGGGGGUGGUGUGCACCCUCCGUUACUGGGUGAGAGCAUAUGGACAUGCAAGAAAGAUAUUGUCUCUAUGCAGGUUGAGGCUCACGAAACUGGUGGAAAUGUUUCUGCCCAUGAGGAAGAAAGCGAGAAGUUGCCUCUUGAUUCACAUAAGAUGGUCCUUGAUGAUGUUGAAAAAGAAGUUGGAUCCAGUUGUCCUGCAGGGCCAGUUGAAGUCCAGAAAACUACUGGAUCAAAACUUGAUAGUUCUGUUGGGAAUUAUCCAGCAUUGAAUACUGAGGUUGAAGGUAAAAACUUGGCAGCAUCACCUGUUGAAGGCAAUCAAAUAGUUGACUCUCGCGAGCAUAACCCUCCUUCAUCUGAUAUGGAGCACAAGGACCAGAGUAGAGAAAUCGAGUCUGAAGCUAUUAAAAAACCAAGUUCUUCAGCUUCAAAGGAGUCACUGGAUAAAGAUGAGCUUUCCCCUGCUACUGAAAUUGAUACGGAUGUUAUUGCUGCUUCUGUAGCUGGAGAAAUAAAGACAAGCAAUCAAUCUGUUUCCCUUUUAGAGACUUCCAGUGACAACAUUCCUGGUGAAGCCUCCAAGGAGUUAACUAAAAUGAUGGAUCAUCCAGCCAACACUUUAGUAGCUCAAAAUGAUGGUAUUGAUGCUGCACCUUCUAAAGAACAAAUCGUAACAGAAACAGAAAGAAACAUCACAGAAAAUUCUUCAAAAUUGUCAGUUACCAGCAGUACUGUAGAAAUUGAUAAAUCUAACAAGGAUGCUGUCCCCAGUGCUAGUUGUUCUGACCUUUCACAAAUUGAAGUAAACAAGCAUGCUUCUCCUAAUAGCAUCAACAUUGAAAGUUUUGGCAAAACAUUAAAAAGAUCUGAGACUUCAGGAGUCAAUGAGCCAUGCAAAGAAGAUGAGACCUUUACCUUCGACACCAGGCCUUUGGGAGGUCAAUCUACCGAAGAUGCUGGCAAGAGUUUGCAAUCAUUUCAGGGACUUCAAGCUUGUAAAAUGCUGACUGGCGAAGGAUUGCCUGCAGCUUCUGUUUGCAGCCAGACAGAUCCAAUUGUUGUGAAGGAAACUUCUCAUGUUGGUUCCUCAACUCCUGGUGUUUGCCCACCAUCUGGAGGUGUUGGAGCUACCUCUGAGCGUAAAUCAAGACGUGGCGGUAGUAGAUCUGGAAAGGGAAGUUUAAAAAAGGGAAAUCUAGUAAAAGAAACAUCUCCACUGAAGCAGACUGAAAAGGGGGACAAAUCAUCUCUGUUUUCUAGUCCAUUAAGUGCUGGUCCACUCAUGACGUUUGAAACUGGCGUGAAGCCAAGAGGGCCUGUUGCAAUUCCUACAUCCAGCUUGCCUGAUCUAAACACUUCCGCUCCCUCAUCUUCGUUCUUUCAGCAGCCUUUCACAGAUUUGCAACAAGUGCAACUUCGAGCCCAAAUCUUUGUUUAUGGAUCUCUUAUACAAGGAGCAGCACCUGAUGAAGCUUGUAUGGUUUCAGCCUUUGGUAUGUCUGAAGAUGGAGGCAGGAACGCUUGGGAGCGGUCUUGGCGUGCUUGUGUAGAAAGGCUUCAUGCUCAGAAAUCCCAGGGUAAUAAUACUGGGACUCCUGUACCCUCACGUUCUGAUGUAGGUGCUAAAGCUCCAGAUCAAAAUAAUAGACAAGGUUUUCCUCAAAGUGACGUUCUUUCCUCAACAGCUGGUCGGCCAAGUAUCAAAGCCAUCCCUUCUCCAGUUAACCCUGCGAUCCCUCUCUCAUCGCCCUUGUGGAACAUAUCUACUCCAUCUGGGGAGGCUCUGCCACCAGGUAGCAUGGCUAGAAGUGCUGGGGUUGAUUAUCAGGCUGUUUCUCCUUUGAAUCCUUAUCAGACACCACCUAUACGGAGUUACAUUCCGCAUUCAACUUGGCCAGCGCAAGCCCCUCCUGGUCCCUUCCCAGUGCCGUGGCUUGCCUCUUCACAAAGUUCUCCCUUUGAAAUCAGUACUAGCUAUCCCACAUUCCCAAUUACAGAACCAGUAAAACUAACAGCAGUUAAAGAAUCACCCUUCCCUAUUACCUCUGGCAUAAAGCAUGCUCCUCCUAUUCCUACAACUAAUACUGGAGCAACUGCUGUGGUAGCUGGGGCUUCUUCACUUGACUUGAAAAAGGUUAAAGCAUCAUCUGGACAGACUGGUGAGACAAAAACUAGAAAGAGGAAAAAGUCUUCUGGUUCUGAGGAUGUUGUACAGGUAUCAUCUGCCACUGCUCCUCUAUCAGAUGCUGUCUCUGCUCAUGCAGUACCUAGCCAGGUAUCUAACAAGGUUCCUGCAGCCGAAGAUCUAAGUCGGAUCACUUUCAUAGCUCAGAAUCAAGUAGGAUUAGUGCCUAGACCUGUUGUUGGUAGUUGUUAUUCUACAUCUGUUGCCGUCUCAACACCUUCUAGCUUUGCACCUAAAGGCCCCCCCUCCAACCAAGCUUUUCCUGUGGUAACACCAUCAAUUUCAAGUGGUCAAUUCAGUAAAGGUGAUUUAAAUAUGGAUAAAAGGGCUUUCAAUGCUGAGGGUUUUAGCAAAGUUGAGGAGGCUAAGUUGCAAGCACAGGAAGCUGCUGCUCAUGCUGCUACUGCCAUAAGUCACUGUGAUGGUGUUUGGAGCCAAUUGGAACUGCAAAAAAGUUCUGGCUUGUCAACAGAUGCUGAGUCUAAAUUGGUGUCUGCUGCUGCUGCUAUAGCAGCUGCUGCGUCUGUUGCGAAGGCAGCAGCUGCAGCUGCUAAGAUUGCAGCAGAUGCUGCAGUGCAAGCAAAACAAAUGGCAGAUGAAGUAUUGACCAAGUCUGGAACUUCCGCUACCACUGAGUUUGAUUCUAGUUUUGUAUAUAAUUCCAUGAAUUUGGUUAAUGCGUCGCCUACAUCCAUCUUAAAGGGUGGCGAGCGAAAUAAUGCUCCCAGUUUAGUGAUAUCUGCUGCUAGAGAAGCUGCUAGGAAGAGAAUUGAGGCUGCUUCAGCUGCCACCAGGCAUGCCGAAAAUCUUGAAGCCAUUCUCAAGGCAGCUGAAUUGGCUGCAGAAGCUGUUGCACAUGCUGGAAAAGUUGUUGCUAUGGGUGAUCCUUUCUCUUUGACUGCUCUAGCGGAAGCGGGGCCAAGUAAUUAUUGGAAAGUGCCGCAUGUAGCUGGUAUCCCUAAUUCAAAAUCAAAUGACAUGAGUAAAGAUAAAUCUAUCAGUAGCAAUGCUGAGGAAGUGCCUGGUGUUUAUAAUCAACAUGAGGGACCUGAUAAGGAUGUACGUGUUACAAGUCAUAAUAUGUCUCCUACUCAAAGAGGGUCAUCAAAAGACGACAGUAAUCGUGUCACAGUAGAUGAGAACAUUAUACCCACUGUCAAGCAUGGGGAGAAAAGUUCUAAACCUCACGAUGACAGAACAUUAUCCGACUCGGCUAAAACUACGUCUAUUGUUCCUGAUCCAGAUAUUGAAUCAAGAUCAAACGUAUCAUCCACAAGCAUGAGAGAGGGUUCUCUUGUUGAGGUUCUUAACAAUCGUGGUGAUUCAAAGAAGGCCUGGUUCUCAGCUAGUGUACUGAGUUUGAAGGAUGGUGAAGCGCUUGUUUGUUAUGAUGGACUACAAUCGGAUGAAGGAUCUGAGCCACUCAAGGAGUGGAUAUCGAUACAAGCUAAAGAUAGUGAUGCUCCUAGAAUACGUGUUCCCCAUCCUAUGACUGGUGUGCAACUUGAAGGAACAAGGAAGAGACGCCGUGCUGCUGUCAAAGACUACACUUGGUCUGUUGGAGACCAAGUUGAUGUAUGGGUGCAGGAUUGCUGGCGUGAAGGCAUUAUCGCGGAAAAGAAUAAGAGAGAUCCAACUUCAUUGAGUGUCCAAUUUCCAGCUCAAGAAGAGACAUUAGCGGUCAAAGUGUGGCAUCUUCGACCGUCUUUAGUUUGGAGUGAAGGCGAAUGGACUGAAUGGUGCAGAACAGGGCAAGAUGACACUCAAAAGGGCGAUACACCAGCUGAGAAGCGACCAAAGCUGGGAAGCACCACUAUAGAGGCAAAAGGGAAAGCUAAGUUGGCUAAAAACAUUGAUUUUACAGAAGUCAGGGGAAAUGAAGAACCAAAAUUGCCUUUGUCUGCUAAUGAAAAAGUUUUUAGUAUUGGCAGUACGAAGGAGGAGAAUAAACUGAACAUGGCUCGGACAAUGAGGUCUGGUUUGGAGAAAGAAGGAUCCAGAGUUGUAUUUGGUGUCCCUAAACCUGGGAAGAAGAGAAAAUUCAUGGAAGUAAGCAAGCAUUAUGUUUCUGAUAGGAUCUCCAAGACUAAUGUGCCUAAUGAUUCGGUGAAGUUAUCCAAGUUUCUGAUACCUCAAGGAUCAGGGUCUCGGGGAUUCAAAAGCACUUCCAAGGAUAAACAAGUAGCUGAUUCUAAAACAAGACCACUUAAGUCUGGGAAACCACCAAGUAUUCCAAGUAGAACUUUAGAACGGAGAGAUGACUCUGCUUCUACACGAUCUAAUGCACGUACUGCAUCAUCAGAUCAUAUAGCAAAGGAGUCUACGAGCAAUGAUGAGAAUGAAUCAUCUGAACAAAACAUUGCUGAAGUUGAGGAAGCUGCUCAAGGAGCUAUGGUAUUCACUUCUCAAGCUCCAUCUCAAGAAAUCCGUAAGAAAGCAGUGAGGAGUACUAAAUCUGAGCGUCUCAACCAAGGGAAACUUGCUCCUGCUAGCAGAAAAUCAGCAAAAGAGGAAGCAACUGAAAAGUUAAUAUCGGAAGUCUCUGAACCCCGCCGUUCAAAUCGCCGAAUUCAGCCAACAUCACGGCUAUUGGAAGGCUUGCAAAGUUCGCUGAUAAUUUCGAAAAUCCCAUCGUCUUCACAUGACAAGGGGCACAGGAGUCACACCAAAGCCACAGUCCGAGGUAAGAAUUACCGGAGGCCUAGCAGAUUUGACUAAUAAGUCUCUUUACAUCUAGUGAAGAAUUUCGAAAAAACUGAAUACAUUUUUGUUUCUUGCUAGGGAAUAACAAUCGUGGUUGACAGGGAUAUUAUCCCAACGACUCGUUUCUGGCUGAUGAUUGACCAAAUUCUCCUCCUGUAGUUGCUCUCUGUAGAUUUAUUUGUCAUGAAUAAUUGAGGAUGCAAAUGCUCAGUUCCUAUGUUGCAGAUGUAAAAUUUAGGCCGUAGAUGUCAAUAUCGGUUUUUAGUUGGCAUACAGAAAUAGGUUUCAACUAUCCCUUGAGCCAAAUAGAUUGUAUAUGGAACUUGUCUUAGCUUUGCAGUAAAUGUUGCAGAGAAGUCUAAUUUAACCAAUUUGCAUGUUUGCUAGUAUUGUGAUUUCUGAGGUUUACUUGCACAUUAUCCUUUGUUUUCUGCCUGGAGAAGGGAAAUCAAUGAAACAUGUCCAUACGUUUGAUGUUUGAGGUGAA
This is a messenger RNA of Salvia miltiorrhiza (redroot sage), 7344 nucleotides long. RefSeq lists its product as uncharacterized. The coding region runs from base 393 to 6872 and encodes 2159 amino acids. The transcript is spliced from 14 exons. The record is from RefSeq and is a predicted model, not a curated record. NCBI's taxonomy places the organism in Eukaryota, Viridiplantae, Streptophyta, Magnoliopsida, Lamiales, Lamiaceae.